AUGGACAGCCUGGGCUGGAAGGUGGGUUUGAAUCCCUCCCUCCAGGAUGAACUUCUUCAGACCCACCUAGUGUACGACUGGAAGCUGAAGUGUCUUGAGAAAGCAAUUCUGAAACUACAGAAUAACACCCGGUCUAGCAUGGCAUCUGUCCUGGGUGUGGAAAGCCUUGUGGGAGGGUUUAGGCUGCUGGCGGUGGCAGUGGGGACAGCCCAGCGGGAGGUAGUGGCCUUUCUGGAAGAGAAGGGGAGCAUGGCUGUGAACCAGACCAAGGGGAUAAAGACCCACUUAGAGCACAAGUGAGCCUUCAUUGAGAGUAAGCUCAAACUGGAGAAGAUGCCUGCUCACAGCACCAAGUGCCUCUUCUUAAAAUUGAGAGCUGGAGACAACCAAAAAGUGACCGGCACUGCUGCCUGGGAACAGCUGUACCCAGAUCAUCCUGGAAGAUUUGAACACUGGCAUCAGGUGCUGUUUGACAAGAGUUUGUACUUUAGUCACUACUACUUUGAGGUUGAGAUAGCUGGGGCUGAUGUUUACCUUGGCAUGAUGUACAGAAGCAUUCACCAGACAGGUUCAGAAAGCAAUAGCUGCACCUUGGGGAACAAUUUCUCCUGGAGCAUCCUGCAGAAUGGGAAAGGGUUUUCUGCAUGGCAUGGUGAUGUGGAGAUGCCUCUCAAAAUGGAUGUGUUUGGUGGGAUAGGGGUCUACCCAAAAUACCCCAACAGGACCUUGUCCUUUUCUGGACGUCACCUACGAUGA
Molecule: messenger RNA, 756 nt
Organism: Cariama cristata (Red-legged seriema)
Lineage: Eukaryota; Metazoa; Chordata; Aves; Cariamiformes; Cariamidae
Product: tripartite motif-containing protein 16-like
Exons: 5
Source: RefSeq, a predicted model, not a curated record